Cricetulus griseus (Chinese hamster) is the source of this 3144-nucleotide messenger RNA. Lineage: Eukaryota; Metazoa; Chordata; Mammalia; Rodentia; Cricetidae. The record is from RefSeq and is a predicted model, not a curated record.
GAGGGCUGGGGCGGGUUUGCAUCCGGUUCCGCUUGGUGCCUAGGGUGCCUGGGCUCUACUUCAACCUGCCAGUAACGGAGUGAGGGUGGGGCAGUUCUCCACACCACCCUGCCCAAGAGAUGUGACCUAAGAGGACAUGGAGGUACUGGGUGGCAGGAGAGGCGGCUGACCCGCUGAGCAAGGAGUCCCUGUGGCUUGUGAUUUGUGCCUGGUGUCCUCACGAAAAGGUGAAGGAGUGUGUGCCCAGGAUUCUGACAUUCCCUCCUCCCCUGAAGGCUGGGGAGCAGCUGAACACACGUGGCAGACAGGACUCCCAGACCUGGCACGUUGUUUUCGACACAAUGUCUCAUAAAUAACAACUCACUGUGUAGCUGAGGAUGACCUUGACUGCCUCCACCACUCAAGUGCUGGAUUUCAGGGUCUAUAGGUCAGGCUGGUGCCAUACUUGUGACCCUCUUGCCUCAGUCUCCCGAGUGCUGAUAUUAUAGGUGCAUCAACCCAUACGGGACUCGCUCUGAGCUUCCAGGGGUCAGUGGACUCAUAGGGACAGAGGAGUUACUCAGUUCUACAGAAGUUGGCAUUAGGUGAAUUCCAAUCUAGGAUAUAGGCUGGCAGAUGUCAAGGCAAAAGAAGGAGCCAGGUCAAAAUGGUGAAAAGCUGUGGAUUUGGACGCUAAUGGUAAUGGGAUGUUCAUUGUCAAAGAGUGGAGGAUGAGAGAAACGGCUCCUUGGAUGUUAUGCACACAGCUCGUACAGGGCUGCAAAGAGACCCGUGGAGUUCGCUUAUCGAGCUUUCCGGGGACUUGGGCAUUUCCGGCGGAAGCGGACGCUGCUAGCCAUUCUUCUAAUUUAAAAUGCUGUUGACUACGACUUCCAGUGUCCUUUGCGCCGGGAUGAAGAAAGGAAGCGGAAGCUGCAUGGAGAGCUUGCUGCAGUGCCACCAGCUGGAGAACAAACCCUCAACAUUUUAUAAUCAUAGCUUGUAGGGUGGAGCAAAGCUUCACCAAGGAGAUGGUUUGAGCUGUAUCUUGAAGGCGCUAGAGAUCAACAGCCCAGGAAUGGUACUGCCUACAGUGAGCUGAGCCCUCCCAUCACAUCAGCCAUCAAGCAGGAAAAUGCACCACAGGCCAGUCUGGUGGGGGCAUUUUCUUUAUUGAGGGCUCCAUCUUCCAACAUGAUUUUGUCUUGUGUCAAGUUGACAUAAAAACUAGCCAGCACAGCAUAAGAGAGCUCUAUCCAGGUAACACACACCUUGAGAACUCUGAGUUCAAGGCCAGCCUGGUCAGCAUAUGGAACUCCAGGCCAUCCAAGGUGACAGCGGCAUGGCUGUGUCCCAGGCGUUCCUGCCAGGGCCUACUCAUGAACCUACAGGCCCCUUGAUGGAGCCUCUGCCUUGCACUCGAAGCUUGGCUGAGGGCUUCCUGGAGGAGGAGCUUCGACUCAAUGCUGAACUUCGUCAGCUGCAGUUUCCAGAGCCCGUGGGUGUCAUCUAUAACCCAGUGGAUUAUGCUUGGGAGCCGCACAGUAACUACGUGACUCGCUACUGCCAAGGUCCCAAGGAAGUGCUCUUUCUGGGCAUGAACCCAGGACCCUUUGGCAUGGCCCAGACUGGGGUACCCUUUGGAGAAGUGAAUGUGGUCCGGGACUGGUUGGGAGUUGGGGGCUCUGUGCGGACCCCUCCCCAAGAGCACCCUAAGCGACCAGUGUUGGGACUGGAGUGCACACAGUCGGAGGUGAGCGGAGCCCGAUUCUGGGGCCUUUUCCGGGCCCUCUGCGGACAGCCCCAUGUCUUCUUCCGACAUUGCUUUGUCCACAAUCUGUGUCCUCUGCUCUUCUUGGCUCCCAGCGGACGAAACCUUACCCCAGCUGAGCUGCCAGCCAAGCAGCGGGAGCAGCUACUGAUGAUCUGCGAUGCAGCCCUCUGCCGGCAGGUUCAGCUACUUGGGGUGCGGCUGGUAGUGGGAGUGGGGCGGCUUGCAGAACAGCGGGCAAGAAGAGCUCUGGCAGGGCUGAGCCCGGAGGUGCAGGUGGAGGGGCUGCUGCAUCCCUCUCCUCGAAGCCCACAGGCCAACAAGGGCUGGGAGGCAGCGGCCAGGGAAAGACUCCAAGAGUUGGGGCUCCUGCCUCUGCUAACCAGUGAGUGCCCAGCCAGGUCUAGUACACCUUAGACACCCAGGCUUGCAUAGCAGGUGACUACACACAGGGUUUGCUGGGUUCCCUGGUGGAGGAAACGUUUUCACCCCUGUGGACUGUCCUCUAAUGGCCAGGCAGACUCUGAUCUCAGGGUGGGCAGCUCUCCUGCCGUCUUCCCAUUCCUUGAGCAUCACGCUUGUGUCUUCAGUGGCUUGUACUGGGCAGCAUCAGCAGAAGGUGGGCCUUUUUACUCACGUAGUUUCCUUGGGAGCCUCUGUGUGCAGAGGGUCCUAGAUAGGGAUGCGUGAGGUCAUAUUUGAAGUUGUGGAGGAAAGAUCAUUUUAAUUUUAAUCUUUCCUCUUUUGUUUUUUUUUAUUGGCAUGGUUUUUGGCACUGCCUCAUGUACACUAGGAAAGCUAACGCUGAUCUACCUCCGCCUUUUUUGACACUAACUGUGCAUAUUAGUGGGGUUCAGUGUGGUGUUUCCACACAUGCAUUAAGUGUACUGAUGGAGUCCAACCUCCCUUUAUCUGUCCUCUCCACACCUUCCCCUCCCCAGCCAGAGGACAAUCUUUCCAGGAGCCCUACUUAUCCUUACAGAACACUUCCCUCUAGCUGGCUCCUCUCUUCCCAGGAGCCAGGACAGACAUCAUGUUGAGAAUGAACUUCUUAGCCAGGUGUCCUGGCACACCCUUGUAAUGUCAGCACGCAGAAGCAAGAAGAUCAGGUUAGGUUCUGUCUCAGAAAUAAAUAAAUAAUAAAAAUGUAAUUUCUUCAGGGAGGCCAAGGUUGGAUCUGAGGGAGACUUCUAUGUGGUAGACUAGGAAAGGUCUAGAUUUUCAUUCCCCUCUCCCCCAUGAGGUCUGUGAACUUAAAACAAAACAAAACAAAAACCCUCUUUCAGCCAGGCAGUGGUGGGACAUGUCUUUAAACCCAGCACUUGGAAGGCAGAGGCAGGAGGAUCUCUGCAUUCAAGGCCACCUUGGUCUGCUAUGUGAGCUCUGGGACAACC